Molecule: messenger RNA, 1389 nt
Organism: Acanthamoeba castellanii str. Neff
Lineage: Eukaryota; Discosea; Longamoebia; Acanthamoebidae
Product: coproporphyrinogen III oxidase
Exons: 10
Coding region: 1-1389 (462 amino acids)
Biological process (GO): porphyrin-containing compound biosynthetic process
Cellular component (GO): cytoplasm
Molecular function (GO): 4 iron, 4 sulfur cluster binding; coproporphyrinogen oxidase activity
Source: RefSeq, a predicted model, not a curated record
AUGGGCAGUGGCAGCAUCAUCAACGAUGCAACAACGGGUCGUGAGCAAGAAGAAGAAAAAGAGCCGGGGCUGGGCGUCUAUGUGCACUGGCCCUACUGCUCGCGGAUCUGUCCCUACUGCGACUUCAACCGCUAUCUGGCCGAGAAGGGCGGGAGCGGCAUCGACCACCGACGCAUGACUCAGAGCUACAAGACCGAGCUGGCCGCCUUUCGCCGGUUCCUCGACAGCGAUGGCGACCCCGCCGUCUUCGCCACCACCAGCACCCAAACACCCGAACCGACCACGACCACGACCACGACCACGACGACAACGACCAAGUUGCGACCUCCAGCACGUCGAAGGAGGGUCCGCAGCGUCUUCUUUGGUGGAGGCACGCCGUCGUUGGCCAAGCCGGAGGUGAUGGAAGAGGUGCUGGCGUUCAUUGAUGCCCAAUGGGGCUUCGAGCCCGAUGCCGAGAUCACAAUGGAGGCCAACCCAACCUCGGUCGAAGUGGGGAAGCUGCGGGACUUUCGCAGGGCCGGUGUCAACCGCCUGAGCAUUGGCGUGCAGUCCCUCAACGCGGACGAUCUCAAGUUCCUGGGCCGCGCUCACUCGCCCGAGGAAGCGCUACGAGCAAUCGAGCUAGGGAAAGAAAUAUUCCCUCGCGUGUCGUUCGAUCUCAUCUAUGCGCGACACCGCAACCAGACCGUCGAGGAGUGGCGUAAGGAGCUGCAGGCAGCUCUGGCGCUGGCCAGCGGACACAUUUCGCUGUACACGCUGACGCUCGAGCCCGGCACGGCCUUCUUCCGCCGCGCCUUCCAGCCGGCGUCGCCCAACGACGCCCUGCCAUAUCCGGACGACGAGCGGGUGGCGGACCUGUACGAGGCCACCGUGAGCACGGCCGCUCAGGCGGGCUACCACCAAUACGAGAUUUCCAACUACGCACAGCCGGGGCACGAGAGUCGGCACAAUUUGAUCUAUUGGCGAAGUGAGGACUGGAUAGGCAUUGGACCGGGCGCACACGGACGCUUGACCACCCAUCGGGAUGGCCACCAGCGCCAUGCCUUUGCGCAGGGGGUGUACCAGAUCAAGCUGCCCAGCAAGUGGAUGGACGCCGUGGAGAAUAAUGGCCACGGCGUGCAAGAGAUGAAACUCAUCAACCCGACCGAACGAAUGGAGGAAGCGCUGCUCAACGGACUUAGGGUGCGUGAGGGCAUCAGCCCUCUCCGUUUCCGCAUGCACGCGGGUCAGUCCAUUGAGGAGGCGUUGGACAUGGACAAGGUGGCGGAGCUCCAGGCCGAGGGCUUUCUCGUCUACGAGCCGCAGGCAGGACUACGACCCACCCCUCGCGGCAUGGCCCUACUCGACGCCCUCCUUCCUCUUCUGCCGCGGCGCCCGAGCACCACAUGA